Anneissia japonica is the source of this 956-nucleotide messenger RNA. Its product is annotated as serine/threonine-protein kinase B-raf-like. The coding region runs from base 65 to 889 and encodes 274 amino acids. NCBI's taxonomy places the organism in Eukaryota, Metazoa, Echinodermata, Crinoidea, Comatulida, Comatulidae. The record is from RefSeq and is a predicted model, not a curated record. Gene Ontology annotation, biological process: signal transduction. The transcript has 6 exons.
ACGUACUACGCAUGACUAAAAAAAUUGUAUUUGAUCACAUGACCAAUGUUUAGUCUCAACAAAUAUGGCGUUGCAAAAUCCGCAGAUUUCAAUCAGUGAAACAAUGAUGCCACUGGAGAACGGUCACAACGAUGAUAUUGUAUCAAAUGAUGAGAUUCGAAGCAUCCAACAAAUGAUGAUGUUAUACAAGGAAAACCUUGAAAAACUUAUCACCCAUUUUGGGGAUGAACAACAUCCUCCUUCAAUCUACGUAGAGGAAUAUGAGGAUCUAACAGAGAGGCUAGAUACACUACAGCAUCGAGAGCAGGAGUUAAGGGAAAAGAUGACAAAUGGCCAAACCAGCGUAGAUCCAAAUGACCAGGCGAUGGCAGAAGAUCAAUCGGAAGCAGGAUCACAAACGACACCAACACUGCUGUCGCCAACAGCUGUGCCAGAGGGCAAGCUUAAUCAAAAGAGUAUACCAAUUAGAGUAUUUCUACCAGAUCAGCAACGUACUACAAUUUUGGCAAAGCCUGGAAUACUUUUACAAGAUGCUCUUAGCAAAGCCAUGAGAAAUAGAGAGUUGGACUGCACUAUGUGUUCUAUUUACAAAGUGAAUACGAAUGGUACCAAAACGAGAAUAGCAUGGGACAUCGAUAUGAUGUACCUGGGACAAGGUGUGGAGGAGCUAUUUGUUGAAAAGCUUGAACAAUUUCCAGCAACAAGAAGCAUAUCCCAUAAUUAUGUAAGGAAGACAUUUUACACACUAGCAUUUUGUGAUGCAUGUCAGAAACUACUAUUCCAUGGCUUCAAGUGUUUGACCUGUAGCUACAAGUUUCACCAGCGAUGUGCAAGUAAGGUACCCACAGUAUGCGUCUCACCAGGUGCCGAGAACUUCUACAAAAUGUAAGUAAAUAUAUAAAAGAGCUAUUAAUUUGGUGCUUGCACCAUGAAAAUCAUAUACAUCAAUUUUAUUA